AUGGAAACACGGGAAAUAAUACGAAGGACUUUAGAACUUCAAUUAGCUUUUAGCACUAUAUUUCUUUACCUUGAUUUCACAGGUUAUUUAUUUCCACCACAGGCCAACGUGAAAGAUGGUAAUGUCUAUGACUUCAUUGUGGUGGGAGGGGGAGCCGCUGGCAGCGUUAUAGCAUCUAGACUUACAGAAGUCAAGGAAUUCAACGUUCUAUUAAUCGAAGCUGGUUGUGACUCUCCAAUGCAAUGUUUAAUUCCCGGAUUGGUGCAGUAUAACCCGAAUUCCAUAGUUGAUUGGAACCAUACUGCUCAAAACGAUGGCUAUGCAGCACAAUGUCACAAAAACGGUGUAAUGAGGCUGCCACAAGGUAAAUGUUUAGGAGGGACCACUUGUUUUAAUUACAUGUUCUACAACCGUGGCAGUAAAUAUGACUACGAUAGUUGGGCAGAAAUAGCUAAAGACAGCACUUGGAAUUGGGAUAAUGUGUUACCAUAUUUUAUGAAAAGCGAAAAUUUAUUGGAUAAUGAUAUACUAAAGUCACCUGAUGGGGCGCUUCAUGGUACAAAAGGUUACAUUAAUGUGACGAGAGAAUUAAGUGAUAAGGCGCUCGAAUACCUUAAAGCACUCGAAGAAGUCGGAGAGACUUUAGUUGAAGAUGUUAAUGGGCAAGAAUAUCUAGGCUUUACUCAGCCAAUGUUAACAUUAUCAGGCGGCGUGAGGCAAAGUACAGGUGUUUGUUAUAUAACACCUGCCAAGGACCGCGAAAAUUUGAAAUUCAUGAAGAAUUCUUUAGUAUCAAAAAUUAAAUUUGAUGAAAACGGCAGGGCAAAUGGAGUAGAAAUAAUAACGAAAGAUCAAAAAACAAUAUCUGCUUACGCCAAAAAUGAAAUAAUUGUAUCUGCUGGAGUUAUUAACAGCCCAAAGCUCCUUAUGUUGUCAGGCAUUGGUCCUAAAAGACACCUUAAGUCCUUAAACAUAAAAGUUAUUUCAGAUUUACCAGUAGGCCGUAAUUUGCAGGACCAUAAUUUAGUACCAUUGUACAUUGAAAUGGAAGAAUCUAAAGAACCCCCUAUAUCUCGCAACCCUUACAAACAUCCCUUUGAUAUGGUCAAUGGUUUUGCAUCUUUAAAUAAGGAUAAAGCAUAUUAUGCAGAUUAUCAAAUACAAAUAUAUAUAGUACCCCAUGGUUCACAAAUGCCUGUACAGUAUUUUACUAAUGAUUUUAUGUACGAGGAAGAUAUCUCUCAAAGGUUAAAUGAAGGUAGUAACAGAGGAAAUGCUGCCGUGGCCUUGGUUGUCAAUCUCCAUCCAAAAUCUAAAGGACAGAUUCUUUUAAAAACCACAGACCCAAACGAUAGCCCUUUAAUUUAUUCAGGAAUUUUUUCUAACAGAAAAGAUUUGGAUAAUGCUGUUAAGCAUGUUAAAGAUUUUUUGAAAGUUAUGAAUUCAGAACGUUUUAAGAAAAAUAAUGCUAGUGUUGUAGACUUGUCAAAUAAGCGUUGUGGACCUUUUGAUCUUAAUAGUACCGUUUUUUGGGAAUGCUACAGCCGUUGCAUGAUAAACACUGCUUUUGAUAUGAUCGGCACAUGUGCCAUCAGCAAAGUUGUAGACAGUGAAUUAAAAGUUAUUGGGGUGGAUGGAUUGCGAGUAGCGGACGCGAGCGUCAUCCCCUUACCCAUCGGUGCAAACCUGUAUGCUCCGGUUGUAAUGAUUGCUGAAAAAGUAUCAGAUAUGAUAAAAAACGAGUACCAAAGCCAAAAUAAAUAA
Messenger RNA from Danaus chrysippus (African queen), 1764 nucleotides. The record is from the annotation of a GenBank genome assembly. Lineage: Eukaryota; Metazoa; Arthropoda; Insecta; Lepidoptera; Nymphalidae.